AUGCGUGGCUCCUCGGACAUCUUUGCCAACAGCAUCUCGUCAGACCAGCCACUCUCCAUCUUUGGAAGAUCUAACCAUGAGGUGACGUUGCCUGCAAAGACGCUGUCGAACUCCAGACCCGUUGAAACGAACAAGUUCUACGGAAACAUGUUGCUAGGUGACCAGACGUUGCCCGUCUGGACACAUCCUUACUCUGUGUGGUUCUCCAAGGACCUGAACUACGAAGGACUAGCGGUCCACCAUGUUCCCAAUUCCGAUAGAGUAUAUGGACCAGAUGCCAAUAGCAACCCUGUUCAGUACUUCUUUGGGCCAGUUGGGGUGAAAUCGUUUGUAUUUGGCUCCACGGACUUCAAUUCAAACGUCACCAUGGGGUUGGAGAACAUCAGACACCUCUCAGCUGACUGUAAGAUCUAUAGCCAGAACCAGGGCUAUAUCAUAUCGCCUUUGGUUCAAGGUGAAGGAUUCGUCACCACAGUUUACUUCAACUUGAUUCCAAAGUUCACAAGUGUUGUUGGGUUUGCGAAGGUAACCGGUGAUACCUCUCCUAGGGCAGGCAUAAACAAGUACAAAGUGACUCUCAACAACAAUAGAACGUGGACCUUGUACGUGACGUUACCUACUGGUCAAAGCUUGAACUUAUCCUUACAAGACGGCAACACAAUUGUCGGUGACAGAUCGGUAAACGGUGCAGUGUUUCAAGUCGUUUCCAGUACAGAUGCCGUAUUUGAUAAAGCUGCUGGAAUGUAUCCAACCCGUGGUACUCUCUCUGGAUCCGUUGACGGCACCACUGGAUCAUAUUCAGUGACAUACUCGACAGCAGGCUCGUCAAAUAACGGAACCACCGCGAUGUUUGCGCUUCCUCAUCACGUCUCUUCGUUCACAAGCUCUAUGGCUCAAUAUAAGACGAACAUCACUUUGGACACCAUCACCAAAGGCACGGCAACUUGUUAUUUGACAAACAAGUUCUCGUUUGAACUAACAGUGCCUUCGAAUAUUGGCCUUGAUCCUUACUCGUCGGUCCCUGGAACGUGGCUCAACUACUCAAAUAACGUCAAGAAUGCCAUAUACAACGCUGCAGUUGAAGAGGUCAAAGGCGAUGUUCUUAACGAGUCCAACUUGGAUUCGAUGUACGGUGCUGGUAAGAUAUUGGCCAAAUACGCCUGGUUGUUAUACGUUACCCAUUACGUGUUACAGAACAACUCCUUGACCACACAGUUACUUCCCAAAUUGAAGAGUGCUAUUGAAAGGUUCUCCAAAAACACACAGAAGUUCCCGUUAGCGUACGAUCAGACUUGGAAGGGGUUGAUCUCCACAGCUGACAGUGCAGCUGAUUAUGGUAAUUCUUACUAUAACGACCAUCAUUUCCACUACGGUUAUCAUGUGAUUGCUGCUGCUAUAACAGCCAAAGUGGAUAGGGAAUUAGGUGGUUCCUGGUUAAAUACCGUUAAGGAUUGGGUCAACGAUUUGGCAAGAGAUUUUGCAACUCCAAGUGAUGAUGACACCUAUUUCCCAGCCUUUAGAUCGUUUGAUUGGUAUAACGGACACUCCUGGGCAAAGGGUAUCUUUGCAUCUGGAGAUGGUAAAGAUCAGGAAUCAUCAUCCGAAGAUUACAACGCAUAUUAUGGGUUGAAGAUAUGGGGGUCCGUCACCGGUGAUUCCUCCUUGGAGCAGAGAUCUCUGAUUCAAUUGGGUAUCUUGAACAAGUCCUGCAAUAGUUACUUCCUCAUGGCUGAUGAUAACAAGGUCCAACCUUCAAACUUCAUCAAGAAUAAGGUCACCGGUAUCCUCUUUGAGAACAAGAUUGACCAUACAACGUACUUCGGAAACAACUUGGAGUAUAUCCAGAUGAUCCACGCAAUACCAAUCACCUCUAUCAGUUCCUUCAUCAGAACCCCAACCUUCACGAGGGAAGAAUGGGAUCAGAAGUUGAAAGCCAUUGUUGAUAGCGUCAACGAUGGUUGGAAGGGCAUCAUCAUGUUGAACGUUGCCCUAUUUGACCCGAACAAGGCCUACGAGUUCUUCAGCAGUUCGAGCUUCUCAAACAACUACUUGGAUAACGGACAGUCAAAGACAUGGUCCUUGACGUAUUCGGGAGCUUUUGCAAGCUAUUGA
Messenger RNA from Williopsis jadinii, 2112 nucleotides. RefSeq names its product endo-1,3(4)-beta-glucanase (gene ACF2). NCBI's taxonomy places the organism in Eukaryota, Fungi, Ascomycota, Saccharomycetes, Phaffomycetales, Wickerhamomycetaceae. Bases 1 to 2112 code for a protein of 703 amino acids. The record is from RefSeq and is a predicted model, not a curated record. Gene Ontology annotation, molecular function: glucan endo-1,3-beta-D-glucosidase activity; endo-1,3(4)-beta-glucanase activity. The transcript has a single exon. Gene Ontology annotation, cellular component: cell surface.